This is a messenger RNA of Nymphaea colorata (pocket water lily), 351 nucleotides long. Its product is annotated as non-specific lipid-transfer protein A-like. NCBI's taxonomy places the organism in Eukaryota, Viridiplantae, Streptophyta, Magnoliopsida, Nymphaeales, Nymphaeaceae. Gene Ontology annotation, cellular component: membrane. Gene Ontology annotation, molecular function: lipid binding. Bases 1 to 351 code for a protein of 116 amino acids. The transcript has a single exon. Gene Ontology annotation, biological process: lipid transport. The record is from RefSeq and is a predicted model, not a curated record.
AUGAAGCCCGUAGUAACAUUAGUCGUUUUCUUACUGGCUGCAAGCACCAUUGAUGGCCGCAGCCUGCGGAGUGAAACAGUGGAGUGCGAGUCAGUGUACAAGACGAUGGAACACUGCCUGCCGUACGUGACGGGGAUCGCCGACCGGCCGUUUCCGGUCUGCUGCGAUGGGAUGCACCGCCUGAGGGACAUCGUCCUCACGCAUGAACAGAUGGUGACGACCUGCGAGUGCCUCAAGGCAAAGGCGUCGGGUCUUCGCCAUUUGAAAGAAAGCAAUCUAAGGAGUCUUCCCAUGGACUGUGGCUUUCAACUUCACCAGCCAAUCUCUCUCGACAUGGACUGCAACAAGUAA